Molecule: messenger RNA, 1788 nt
Organism: Camponotus floridanus (Florida carpenter ant)
Lineage: Eukaryota; Metazoa; Arthropoda; Insecta; Hymenoptera; Formicidae
Product: tachykinin-like peptides receptor 86C
Exons: 8
Coding region: 358-1683 (441 amino acids)
Biological process (GO): G protein-coupled receptor signaling pathway
Cellular component (GO): plasma membrane
Molecular function (GO): tachykinin receptor activity
Source: RefSeq, a predicted model, not a curated record
UUCACAAAUUUUAUAUAUUGGAAAAUCAUUAAUGUCGGUCGCAUUGAUUAAACAACGAAUAAUAUGAGAUUAUAUUUCAAUCAAGUGCCGUAAAUUCGUAUUUAGCCGUAUAAAGCCGUGCACGUUUCUCUGAUAAGGAUGAGCUACUUUAAACCACAAUAAUGAUGAUCAAACGUACAUAAAUUCAUUACACAUAACGGGAGAAAUUGAUAACAAUUAAUAAAAUUAACUCGAUGUGCUAUUCAAAAAAAACUUCAAUAUAGAGUGAUAUUAUAAAGUUUUCCGGGAUACACUUUAAAUAUUGAAAACAAUCACAACAAUUACAAAUUGACAACAUUAUUGACAACAAUUACGAAUAUGAAUAACGUGACUUUGCAACGUGUAUACAAUUGUAGUGUGUGGAUUUUGGAACUUAAUAUUACCUUGCUUUUAAAAGGAAAUCAUGGCGAAUUUCGUCACUAUGUCGAGGAAGCAUUGAAUAAAUCAACUCAACCUAAUAUCCUUCGAGAGGCGCUCUCGGAUUGUAUUUUCAUCAAUCAGGAACGGCCAUUUAAUUUACCAUGGUGGCAGAAGCUCUUUUGGUCGCUGAUAUUCGCGGUGAUACUACUGAUCGCAACUGGUGGCAAUAUCAUCGUUAUGUGGAUCGUACUUGCUCAUCGGCGAAUGCGUACCGUCACUAAUUACUUCUUGGUGAAUCUCUCCGUGGCAGAUCUUAUGAUGUCAUUACUCAACUGCGCCUUCAACUUUAUCUUCCUCCUCAACUCUAAUUGGCCCUUCGGAGUAGUAUAUUGCACUAUCAACAACUUUGUAGCACAUGUGACUGUCGCUUCUAGCAUUUUUACUCUCGUUGUAAUUUCAUUUGACAGAUACAUGGCCAUUAUGCAUCCUCUUAAACAUCAUAUGUCUCGCAAGAGAACGGUGAUUACUUUAAUUUUAAUCUGGGGCAUUUCAUCUGCAUUAGCGAUUCCGUGCCUUUUAUAUUCUACAACAUCAUCACGCAGAUAUUCUCAUGGAACAACCAGAAUUUCGUGUUAUCUUUUAUGGCCUGAUGGAGAUUAUUUACAUAGUAAAACAGAAUAUUGCUACAAUCUACUAUUCCUCACUGUAACAUAUCUGGUUCCUAUGACAGUGAUGGCUGUCUGUUAUGCGUGUAUGGGACGAAAAUUAUGGGGUUCAAAAUCUAUCGGCGAACUUACACACUAUCAAAAAGAGUCGAUGAAAUCUAAACGUAAGGUUGUAAAAAUGUUUAUCAUUGUAGUGACAAUAUUUGCGGUAUGCUGGCUGCCAUAUCAAGGGUUCUUCAUUUUUGUGUAUCAUUAUCGUCAUUUCACAGAAAGCAGUUAUGUACAACACGUAUAUUUAGGUUUCUAUUGGUUGGCCAUGUCUAACUCUAUGGUUAAUCCGAUAAUAUAUUACUGGAUGAAUAGCAGAUUUCGAGUUUACUUUGAUCUAGUAAUCUGCAAAUGUUGCUGCGUAGUGGAUCGGACAAAUGUGCGACGUCGUGAAACACAAGAAUUGACAGGACUUCAACGCUCAGAAUUAGUACCAUGCAAUUCAGGUCGUUUCAAAUCGACCUCCAUCAGGUGGCGACAGAGCAUGGCAGAGAGCCAGGUACAAACGUUUAAAACGAAUAGAACAAUGUGUAAUAGUCUUCAGCUUAAAGAGGAUGUUGCUAUAAUUUGAAUCGAGUAUUAAUUUAAUUUCACAUUACAAAAAUACAUUCACUAAAGAUGAUAUUCUAAUAUUACCUCUUUCUUGUGUUUCACACAAUGAGCUUUAUUAAAAACA